Messenger RNA from Diceros bicornis minor, 426 nucleotides. It is a transcript of the gene IL9, whose product is annotated as interleukin 9. The coding region runs from base 1 to 426 and encodes 141 amino acids. The transcript is spliced from 5 exons. Lineage: Eukaryota; Metazoa; Chordata; Mammalia; Perissodactyla; Rhinocerotidae. The record is from RefSeq and is a predicted model, not a curated record.
AUGCUCCUUGCCGUGGUCCUUGCCUCUGCCCUACUCCUCUGCUCCGUGGCCGGCCAGGGGUGUUCAACCUUGACAGGGAUCAUGGAUGUCAAGCACCUCAUCAACAACCUGCAGGAACAUCCACUUUCAAAAUGCAGCUGCAGCACCAAUGUGACUGAUUGUUUGUGUCUGCCCAUUCCUUCCGGCAACUGCACUGCAGCAUGCUUCCAGGAGGGUUUGUCACAGAUGACCAACACCACAGUGAAAACAAGAUUCUCCCUGAUUUUCCAUCGGGUGAAAAAAACAGUUGCAGCCCUAAAGAACAACAAGUGUCAAUUUUUUACCUGUGAACAGCCGUGCAACCAAGCCACAGCAGGCAACACAGUGACAUUUCUGAAGAGUCUCCUGGAAAUUUUCCAGAAAGAAAGGAUGAGAGGCAGAGUAUGA